Messenger RNA from Gorilla gorilla gorilla (western lowland gorilla), 848 nucleotides. RefSeq lists its product as uncharacterized. The transcript has a single exon. The record is from RefSeq and is a predicted model, not a curated record. Bases 251 to 664 code for a protein of 137 amino acids. NCBI's taxonomy places the organism in Eukaryota, Metazoa, Chordata, Mammalia, Primates, Hominidae.
GGGGCGCGCAGCCUUCCUGAUGUGUCACCAGCACGUGGAGCCAGGUCGGGCCGCGGCGAGCAAGCCGACCCCCCCAACUUUCGAGGGGUCUCGCCGCCCCGCUCCUCUCCCGGCUUCGCCGGGCUCGCUCUCCUAGCGGAGGGGGCGGCGGCGGCCCCCAGGUCCCGGGCAGGUCGAGCGAGGCCACGGCCCCCGGCCAGGAGCUCGAGGGGCUCCCGGAACGUCGGGGCGCGGGCCCCGGCUAGCGGCUAUGGCCCCGGUGCCCAGGCAGCGGUGCGAGCUCGGCCUUGCGGGAGGGUGCGGCCUGCUGCGAGAGGUCGGCCACGGCUCCCGCCCCGCGCCCCGCGCCCCGCGCCCCUCGCCCGCCGAGCUGAGCGCAGGUAACCGAGGCAGAGCGGAGCUGGGCCUCGCAGGCGCGGCGUGGGAGCGUGGCGAAGUUUCUCGGCGCGUAACUCUUGCGCCCCACUCGGGAGUGGGGCUGCGGUGGGGAGGCUUUGGUCCCCGCACCUCCCCCUCCCCCAGCGCUGUCCCUCGGCCUGAGCCGAGGCGGCCCGGGGGUGGCGUGGAGGCCGCCGAGCGUCGUGUAACCCUUGGAGGGCUGGGUUUGGAGCCCGCGACCCGAGGUCGGGCGGGGCGGUGGACUUUCCCGGGGGACGCCGCCUGAGGGACACCCAGAGCUUCGGCGGAGCGGAGCGCGGUGCACAGAGCCGGCGGCCGGACCCAGCCCCGGGAAGCCCGUCGGGGACGCACCCCGAACUCCGAGGAUGGGAGCUGAGGGCUGGGUCUUUGCGGGCGAGAUGAGGGUGUCGGAUCAACUGGCCUACAAAGUCCCAGUUCUCGGCCCCCGG